GCGGACAAAAAUACUCCAAACAAAUAAAUGUCCGUCCAACUAAAUAUUGCAUUUAAUGCAUAAUCAUUGAACAAUAUAAUGCACAAGAAAGCCAUUGAUCUUGACUGAAAAAUUGACUAAAAGAUAGCAUGCAUGCAUCUUUAUUAUCAUUCAUAAAUUCAAUUUGAAAAUUGAAAUAAUGGGUGGACUUAAAGAGAGUCUCGGCGGUUUGUUCAACAACCGGUGGCUGGUGUUCGUGGCUGCAUUGUGGAUUCAGACGUGCGGUGGGAUUGGGUAUCUGUUCGGAAGCAUUUCGCCCAUCAUAAAGGAAUCUCUGAAUUACAAUCAGAAACAGGUGGCUCUCUUGGGCGUGGCUAAGGAUUUGGGGGAUAGCGUUGGGUUCUUGGCUGGAACCUUGUCCGAGGUUUUGCCAUUAUGGGCUACUCUUCUUGUUGGUGCCAUUCAGAACUUCCUUGGCUAUGGUUGGGUCUGGCUUAUCCUCACCGCCCGAGCUCCAGCUUUGCCAUUAUGGGCUAUGUGCAUUCUUAUCUUCGUGGGAACAAAUGGUGAGACAUACCUUAACACAGCAACACUUGUGUCAUGUGUUCAAAACUUCCCCAAAAGCCGGGGUCCUGUGGUGGGGAUACUCAAAGGAUUUGCUGGGUUAAGUGGAGCAAUUUUGACACAGAUAUAUGCAGUGGUGCACUCCCCAGAUCAUGCCUCUCUCAUAUUUAUGGUUGCUGUUGGACCCGCAAUCGUCGUAACUUCUCUCAUGUUUUUCAUCAGGCAAGUUGGAGCUCAUCACAAACAAAUCAUCAAUGCAUCAGAAUGCUCAAUAAGUUUUUCCUUCAUCUAUAGCAUAUGUCUCAUUUUGGCUGCUUACUUGAUGGGUGUAAUGCUUCUUCAAGACUUAGUUAAUGUCAGCCAAACCAUGAUCAAAAUCUUCACUGCAAUUCUGUUUGUUCUUCUUGUAAUCCCCGUUAUAGUCCCUGUGUAUUUGAGUGUGAGUAUUUCGCAAGAAUCAGCAGAAGAGCCACUUCUCGAGCCCCAGACAAAAGAUAAUGACAACAUUGUAUUUAGUGAGGUCGAGGAUGAGAAGCCUAAGGAUGUAGACUUGCUUCCUGCUUCGGAAAGGCAGAAACGAAUCGCACACCUGCAGGCGAAACUAGCCCAUGCAGCAGCAGAAGGAGCGGUGAGGGUUAAAACGAGACGGGGUCCUCGUAGGGGGGAGGACUUUACCUUAACCCAGGCUUUAAUCAAGGCUGAUUUUUGGCUUAUAUUUUUCUCUCUUCUGUUUGGCUCUGGAUCUGGUUUAACCGUGAUUGAUAAUCUGGGUCAAAUGAGUGAGUCUUUAGGGUACGAUAACGUGCAGGUUUUCGUUUCUAUGAUCAGCAUUUGGAACUUCCUAGGCCGAGUUGGGGGCGGUUAUUUUUCUGAAAUAGUUGUCAGAGAGUAUGGUUAUCCAAGGCAUGUAGCCAUGGGUGUUGCCCAGGUUAUAAUGGCAUUUGGGCAUUUCUUCUUUGCAAUGGGUUGGCCCGGGGCAAUGUACAUUGGCACUCUUUUGGUUGGUCUGGGCUAUGGGGCUCACUGGGCAAUUGUGCCAGCUGCAGCUUCUGAACUAUUCGGGUUAAGAAAUUUCGGGGCUUUAUACAAUUUCCUCACUCUGGCAAACCCGGGAGGUUCGUUAGUCCUCUCGGGCGUUAUUGCUAGCAGUAUAUACGAUAUAGAGGCCGAGAAGCAAGCCCAAGAACGCCGUUAUGCUCUCAGUUCUGGUGAGCCUAUCAAGUGCGAAGGCGCUGUUUGCUUCUUUUUGACCUCUCUGAUCAUGUGUGCUCUUUGCAUUAUUGCAUCUGGUCUGAGCGCGAUUCUAGUGUACCGAACAAAACCUGUCUAUGCUAACCUCUAUGGAAAAUCUCGUAGAUAAAGAAACAAUGCUUUUAGGAUUCCUUCAUGGUUAGGUUGUAUAUAUAUUGUUCUACAUUUCCUUAUUGUUGAGAACAAUAGUGUCU
This is a messenger RNA of Ipomoea nil (Japanese morning glory), 1988 nucleotides long. RefSeq names its product protein NUCLEAR FUSION DEFECTIVE 4-like. The transcript has 2 exons. Gene Ontology annotation, cellular component: membrane. The record is from RefSeq and is a predicted model, not a curated record. Bases 179 to 1903 code for a protein of 574 amino acids. NCBI's taxonomy places the organism in Eukaryota, Viridiplantae, Streptophyta, Magnoliopsida, Solanales, Convolvulaceae.